UUUACUCGAGCCAGCUUUGCAUAAAAAAAUCAGAACGUCGUUGUAAAAGAAGAUGCAGUAAGAAUUCUCGUUAAUUUGAUCUUCAUUCUUAUUUUAAUCACAGGAYUAUAACCGAAGAAAUUAUUCUGUUGGUUAGCUCUCAAGAUACAAGAAUAUUUUGCUGUUCWUUUGGGGAAAAUUCUAUGCACAAUGUGAUUCGACUCGCUCUUCAACGCUCUAACGGUUAUUCUUUGGUAAUGGAUAUGUCCAGGAAAGGAUUCUUCAAUUUCAUUUGGCCAACAUGACUACUAAACACGAUGAGAAAGAAAUUAGAGUUUUAAGUCAUGGAUAGGCAAAUUUGGACAGGGAAACCUAUCGCGAGGAUACGGUCUAGUUCGCGAUGGGUCACUUCAGUUAUGCUUGUUUGUUGGCUAUUAUUAUGUUUUACAAGCCUUACUGGAGCUGAUUUAUCGUUCUCGAUAYUAGAAGAACAACCUUCUGGGACAAUCGUGGGCAAAAUCACCGAAUGUGUGGGUCAUAGUUGUUCAUUUGACGGUAAUGCGGCUUUUACAAUCGACUCCGGCGUUAUAAAAUCGACUGCGAGAAUCGACAGAGAUAUCUUAACAGUUAAUCCAAUUCCUYUAAAUGUACGUUCAWCAAACCCMAAUAUCCAGCCACCAAAAGUUAAUAUCCUUGUUAAAGAUAUUAACGACAAUGCACCGAAAUUCCCAUCGCUUUUAUCAACUCUUCAAGUCACCGAAACAACAUCGGCAGGGGUCGUUUAUCCCAUCAACACGGCAACUGAUAGUGACUACGGCUACAAUGGCACAGUUGAUUAUACUAUUSUUAAAGGUAAUAUCGACGGGAAAUUCAGGCUGGGAAUUGGUUCUAAUAAUUGCCAAGGAAAAGCUGAACUCUGUAUUAUUAUUAACAACACUCUUGAUCGAGAAAAAACAGAUUCUUACGAGUUGAAAAUAUCGGCAAGUGAUCGUGGAAUGCCGUCUCUGACUGGCUAUUGUUUAGUGAACAUAACAAUACUCGAUGCUAAUGACAACCGACCAGUAUUUACAUCUGAUAUUUUUAAAGGCUCGAUCGCGGAAAAUACUAAACGUGGCAAGAGCAUUUUAACUGUUAGAGCGACGGACAAAGAUAGUGGGUCCAAUAGUGAAAUCGAAUACUCGAUCGAAAAGGAUGCAGAGAAAUCAGAUGAGAUCUUCGAUAUAGAUUCGAAUACUGGAGUGAUCAGUUCSAAAGGAAGCCUUGACUUUGAAAUAAAAAAAUCKUACAAGUUUACUGUYGUUGCYAGCGAUAAAGGCCAACCAAGAGAGACAUCGACUGCAACUGUGGUCAUUAGUGUAACAGAUAGGAAUGACAAUGCCCCAAAGUUUGCUAGAUUUCUGUACUACCCUAAUCCUAAUCUAGCCAAAGCUGUAGUUUCAGAAGACUGCACAUUGUUGACUAUCUUAGCAUUCAUGAUAGUUAGUGACAAUGACGGAUCUUCACCUAAUAAUGACAUAAAUCUUGAGAUAAGCAAAGGAAAUGAACAUGGAUACUUCCUUGUGCAAAAACAUCAAACUCUACCUGGUGCCUAUUUGCUGCGAGUAGGCAAAACUCUGGACCGUGAAGUUUCAUCUAMCUUUAACUUGACUUUAAAUGCAACUGACCAAGGAUAUCCCAGKAAAAGUACUUUAGCAUUUGCAAUUAUUGAAGUUCUAGAUGUGAAUGACAACUCGCCAAAAUUUUACAGWAACUUGUAUACUGCAUCAAUCAAUGAACUUGCGCCAAAUGGAAGUUUUGUAUUAAAAAUGAAUGCAACUGAUCCUGAUGCUGGCCAAAAUGGGACAAUUUCUUAUUCUAUUACUAAUGGAAAUGAUCGUGGUUGGUUUCAGAUUGAUAGUCAAUCAGGCUUGGUUACCACUGUUACAACAAUGGACAGAGAAGCAGUGUCUUCMGUUUCACUCACAAUUACUGCUCAAGACCAUGGAAGUAUUCCUAAAACUGCAACAACAACUUUAAAAAUCACAUUGCUGGAUGCAAAUGAUAAUAUUCCAAAAUUUUCCAAAAGUGUUUACAAUGAAUCUAUACCAGAGGAUGCAACAAARGACAGGAUUAUUACAACACUAUCAGCAUCUGAUGAUGAUGUUGGUGACAAUGCUAAAAUUAGCUUUGCCAUUGAUUCUGCAUCACAAGAUCUUCUUAAGCAUUUUAUUUUGGAGCCAUCAAGUGGAGUUUUGAAAUUGAAAGCAAGUGUGGAUCGUGAGGUCAAAAGUUUGUACAAUAUCCCYGUCAUUGCUACUGACAAUGGAAAGCCAAAACUGUCAUCCAAAGCUACSGUUGUYGUSACAGUUACUGAUAUAAAUGAUAACAAKCCMAUAUUCUACCCUGAGGGGUAUUUUGUAAGUGUCAUUGARAAUGAAAAACCUGGACCCUUAGUAAAAGUCACUGCWACUGACAAGGAUGMUGGAGUGAAUGCAAWGGUUGUUUAUUCAAUCAAAAGUGGAAACUCUAAUAAUAGUUUUGCWAUCAAUGUUGACACUGGAGAAAUCAGAACUGUGAAAUCCCUAGACCACGAAGCUAAUGGCUUUCACAAACUAGAAAUAUCAGCUAGAGAUGGAGGUGGCAAUGUUGCAUUAAAGCCUGCGAUUGUCGAAGUGACAGUUAUCAACCAAGCAGACAAUCCACCAUAUUUUGAUCAUGCGAUUUACAACUUUUCAGUAUACGAGAAUGCUCCCAAGAGGACCCUUGUCGGGAAAGUGUUUGCUAAGACCAAAGAUAAGAAUGACAGUAUAAUGUAUGAAAUCAUCUCWGGGGACCCUGGACAUUUAUUUAUUGUUGAUUCAUCAGGUGGUAUUAUUAUGGUGAAUGGGAUCAUUGACAGAGAACUUAAAACUGAAUUCUGGUUGGAAGUCAUCGCYAAAACAGGAUUUGCUCGACCRUUGUCUGCUAARACAUCUGUUAACAUAUCUGUACUUGAUAGAAAUGACAACACUCCUGAGUUCACAACUUCCCACGUGCAUGUCAAYAUCUUAGGAUCAUGGCUGGCAGGUAAACUUAUUUCAGAUGUMUCAGCUAAAGAUGGUGAUGCGGGAAGUAAUGGAAUGAUUCGAUACCAGCUCACYAAUAAUGCAAAUGGCCUGUUUAAAAUCAAUUCUACAUCUGGUGUUGUGACKCUAGCUCGACAACCAUCUGAGAGCGACAGCUCACAGUAUACUGUUCAAGUGAUGGCAUCAGAUUUGGGAUCUCCACCRUUACACAGCACGAUGACGAUACAAGCAAAUAUAUUGAUAAAUCAUCCACCAAAGUUYAGAUCAAACUCUCAUGUUAUACAUGCYCUGGCUUCUUGGUCUCUCACCCAUCGAUUCCUGAUUGUAACUGCUAUUGAUAGAGACAGUGGAAAAAAUGGAGAAAUAAGCUACAGUAUCGACAAACUUGGAAAUCAGGAUGGUUUGUUUGGUAUCUUUCCAGAUGGCAUGUUGUACAUCAAGAAGAACUUGAUUUAUGCUACAAAAGGAUCCUAUGAUAUUGUUGUGAGAGCUACUGAUGGUGGAACACCUCCACUUAGUGCAUCCGUUAAAGUAACGAUUUAUAUCCAAGACACAGAUGAACACAGGACAUUGUUCACUAAUAACACAUUCAGGUUUGUGAUAAUUGAAAAUCUUCCUCCAGGCUCAUCAGUGGGAACUGUUACAGCACGUGCACCAGAUAACACCAAAACUAAAGACAUUAUUUAUUCUCUAGUUGGUAAUSACGGUGUAUUUGCUAUUGAUGCAAAAAGUGGACACAUUACAACAAGGAUUUUGUUAGACAGGGAAGCACUUAUGAAAGAGACUGGUGAUAAUGAUUACAUCAUGCGUGCUGAAGCAGUAUACAAUGAUACAACUCUCCGACGUGAUAGCGCUAUCGUCAUAGUAACUGUUGGUGACGUCAAYGAUAAUCCACCUCUUUUUAGCAGUUCUUUGUAUAAUGUCAAAGUCAAUGAGAAGCUUGUUCCUGUCUCAGUGGUUUAUAAAGUUACAGCUGUUGAUCCUGAUAGCAGUUUGAAUGCUAAUUUUACUUAUUCAAUCAUCAARGGAACUGGUAAAGAUGUSUUCCACAUUGACAAGACAACUGGUGACUUAUAUCUGGACAAAGCACUUGACCGUGAAACUGUAGACAGUUAUAAUCUAACAUUACAAGCAACAGAUAUUCUCAACAGCACGCUGUACUCUCAGUCAGUAGUUCAAAUCACUGUUGAAGAUUAUAAUGAUGAAAAACCUGUGUUUGAGAGUUUCAGAAGUACAGUUAGUGUAUCUGAGUUGCUUCCUGUUGGAUCAGAAAUUAUUAACCUGAAUGCUACCGAUAAGGACAUUGGACAAAAUGGACAAAUACUGUACUCAAUUACUUGCGGAAAUCUUGAAGCUGUCUUUGAYAUAAACCAUUCAACAGGAAGAGUUUUUGUUAGUAAAMAUCUUGAUUAUGAAACCACAAAGCARUACCAUCUAUGUUUCAUGGCUCAGGAUCGAGGUACUCCAUCUCUGUGGUCGUCAGCUAAUUUGACUGUAAAUAUUGUUGAUGCUAAUGAUAAUGCUCCUGUAUUUUCACCAUCACCUCAAAAGCUCCAGAUUCUUGAGAACGCAACCAUUGGAACAGUUAUUGGACGUUGUUUCGCUACUGACAAAGACAGUGGUGUGUAUGGUCAGGUUGUAUAUUCACUAGAAAGGCUGGUACCAAAGGGGAGCAUUUUCUCUGUAGAUCCAAAAACSUGCACAAUAACAGUAAUUGCUAACAUUGACAGAGARAAAAUGUCCAGGAACUAUUAUCAGUUGGUUGUCAAGGCAACUGACAAGGCCACRCCUGCAUCACGAGCCAUGUCUGCGACCAAAGAGAUUAUUAUCCUGAUACAAGAUGUAAAUGAUAACAGACCACGGUUUGUAUCACCUCCAGCGGCACGGGUCGGAACUAGUUCAUUUGUAAUGAAUGUCAAAGCUGUGGACCAUGAUGAGGGURCUUUUGGUUAUGUYACUUACAACUUUAUAAACAGUGAUCCAAACAACUUGUUCAUAUUGAAUAAAAACAAUGGRCAGCUUGACAAGAUAGCUCCGUUAAGUGAUAACAAGUUGUCCUACAAACGYUUAGUCAAAGCUCAAGAUGGUGGGAGCCCUCCUCUGGCUGACCAGACAGAGAUUACGCUAUUCAAGACUGGAGGCAGUGGUCCUGUGUUUACUAAUUCCACAUUUUAUGGUUCCAUCACAGAAAACAAAGGCCCAGGGUCAACUAUCCUUCGUGUUAAUGCAUAUUAUACGAACAGCCAAUCAAAAUCCAACAUUAAGUAUUACCUGACUUCGGAUGAUAGUAAGGGGGCUUUAAGAGUCAAUGAAGUUACUGGUGACAUUGUUACUAAGCAACACAUUGACCGCGAGAGCCUUGGCACCAUGUUAAAGCUGGUAGUCUAUGCUGUUGACAUGCAGGGUCCAAAUCCAAGAACAUCAUCAACAAAUGUCAUCAUYAAAGUGAGAGAUGUCAAUGACAACAUACCAGAGUUCUCAAGUAAUCACUUUACCAUAAGCAUAGCUGAAGACGCACCCUUAGGAAGCAGCGUMAUUACUUUAACWGCUAAAGACAGUGACGAGGGAGAAAAUGCUAAUAUAACCUACUCUAUCACAGGAGGUAACCAUAGAAACAUGUUUGUGRUUGACAGUCAAAGUGGUAGAGUGACCAGCCUUCAACGUUUCAAUCGGGAGGCAGUCUCCACCUAUACGAUCAAUGUAACUGCACGUGAUCAUGGCAGACCYAGUCAUUCUUCGUCAUGUCUAGUCACAGUAAAAGUUGACGAUGUUAACGACAAUGCACCAUUGUUUACCAGGAGUUAUUACUCGUUUAAAAUAUCAGAAGAUGCUCUUAUAGGAACAACUGUAGGAACUGUUCAAGCUACUGAUAUUGAUGCUGGYGAGAAUGCAAAAUUGACAUACAGUAUUCUAGGAGCAGACAAAGUCAUCUUUGAUCUUAACCCAUCAACUGGUGUAYUAACUAUUAGUCAAAGACUUGAUAGAGAGACUGUGGAGCACUAUAUCCUUAACAUCACAGCUAAGGACAAUGGAAAGCUUAUCCAACACUCGUCAUCUGUCAGUGUUUAUGUGACAGUUGUUGAUAUCAAUGAUAAUUCACCAGAGUUUAAACAACGAAGUUACCAUGGAGAUAUCACAGAAGGAGAAAGSACUUUCACACAYAUUGUUACUGUGUCSGCUGUUGAUCAUGAUGCUGGGAGCAAUGGUCUUAUUAACUACAGCAUUAUAUCAGGAAACAGCGACCACUCGUUUGGAAUACUCAAGAAUGGAACUAUUGUCAACCUCAAGGUUUUGGACAGAGAGAAACAAGAUGGCUACUUGUUAACAGUGCAAGCCAGUGAUGAAGCCACKCCCUUGUCAUCUCAGCGUCACACCACGACACGUGUGUCCAUCAACGUGACUGACAUAAACGAUAAUAAGCCUUAUUUCACCUCAGCGUCCAUUGCUCAUSUGUCUGAGAGCGCAAAGGUUGGUGAUGUAGUUUUAACUGUGAUAGCUGUAGACCUGGAUCAAGGUUCUAAUAGUCAACUGUCAUACACACUCACCAAGAUUGAUCUUGGAGCWCCGUUCGCACUUGGGAAAAMCAACGGCGUACUGCGUGUCUCUGGAGGUCUGGACCGAGAAACCAAACAAAACUACACCCUGAAAGUAACAGCAGCGGACAYAGGGAGCCCAAAGCUUUCAUCCGACAUGAAGAUAGUGGUUGUGAUCGAUGAUUUCAAUGACCAUGCGCCAGUCUUUCUCCAACACCCGAGUAAUGUUAGUAUCUACGAGAACGUGACAGUUGGAACAGACAUUCUUACGCUGUCAGCGGUUGAUGAUGAUGACGGUACAAAUGCCGAAGUGCGUUACGAGAUCGUGACAGGUGAUGAUGACGGAUCAUUCACUAUCAACUCCAUCAYAGGUAGACUACGAACAGUGAAAACGCUAGACAGAGAAAAAGUGCCCAAAUACACUCUAGAAAUCCGAGCUUAUGAYCUUGGAGUGCCUAGGAAAGUGAGCGUUACUACCAUAACGGUUCUGUUGCGUGACAUCAACGAUGAUAAGCCUAAGUUUAGUAAAGAUACUUAUAUGGUCGAUGUCCAGGAAGACGUCAUUGAUUCCAAYAUAGUAACSGUACUGGCGCAAGACAAGGAUCAAGGGCAAAAUGGAGAUAUYGCGUAUAGUAUAAUCGAUGGUGACGUMGGUGGGAUAUUUGUUAUUAACUCACGCACGGGAGCUAUAGGACUAACAUCUAAACUAGACCGCGAASWGAAGGACACMUACAAGCUCACRGUCCAAGCUAACGACAGCGGUUCCCCGAGCCUGUCUGGAAAAUGCCAUGUGGUUAUAAAAGUACUUGAUAAGAACGACAAUCYACCAGUGUUCCAGCCUAAUACCCUAAAGGCAAAAGUACCAGAAGGAGCUGCAGUUGGAACCUUUGUGAUUCAAGUAACAGCCUUAGAUCAAGAUUCUGGAWCCAACGCUGAUCUGACGUACUCUCUAGUUAACAAUUAUGCACGCUUUCGAAUUAAUCCCAAAACAGGUCGCAUCGAGACGGAUAAAAUAUUAGACAAAGAACAAAUUGCUUUCCAUGCCUUAGAAGUUCUAGCUACCGAUGCAGGGAAUCCCCCUCUCCAGGGCAAGGCUACURUGAACGUCAUAGUCGAUGAUACGAAUGAUCACGAUCCAGUGUUCGAGAAUUCAUUGAUUAAAGCUACCGUACAGAAGAAUGCAGCUGUAGGYUCGAUAGUUGCAGUUGUUGCUGCUUCUGAUCAAGACACGGGAAUYAAUGCCAAGUCUGASUACACAAUUGUCAGCGGUAAUAACGAUGGUAUUUUCAAAUUGGACGAGCAAAGCGGCGUGAUCUAUKUUUCCAAGACAGUUCCUGCAUCGCCUACAAYAUACACCUUACAGAUCAAAGCAACCAAUCAGAACGCACCUAAGCGGGUUGCUAMGACAACUGUUAAACUAUACGUCAGCAGCAGCUCGUUUCCAAGCUUCCUCCAYCCUGACCAGACUCUGUUCAUCUCGGAGWUGACAGCCAAAGGAACGACGCUGAUAACCGUGAACGCAACGGGACACACAACRUACUUCAUCGCAGGUGGUGAUGACCAAGACGAAUUUGAUGUGGACGCAGUGUUUGGWACUGUGAAAGUCACAAAGUCUCUUGAUUAUGAGAAAAACAAGAACUACAGUAUAGUAAUAGGAGCAAAAGAUGGYAGUACUCCGCCCCAUGUUGGUUUUACUACCCUCCAUGUGGUCCUAAUAGAUGAAAAUGACAACCYGCCAGUGUUUAAUCAAUAUGCUUAUCAYGCYAGUAUCAAAGAGGGACUACCAGCCAACUCCUCCGUUGUCACCGUUAAUGCUGUAGACGCUGACUCAGGCUCUAAUGCCCGUAUUGAAUAUUCAAUCAUUCUAUCCAGCGGCGGUUCGUCUCCAUUCAGGAUUUCUUCUUCAGGGGAAAUCUUCACAAACCAAAUCCUAGACCGCGAGAAGACGUCGUUUUAUUCUCUAAAGGUAACCGCACAGAAUGCCGGUAAUGCGUCAAUGACCAGUGAAGCUGCUGUCAUGGUGACUGUUACUGAUGUCAACGAUAACCCACCAGUGUUUGUCAGCGGUCUUAGGGACGYUCACGUACCAGAAAAUGCRCCUGUAGGAACCGUUGUUACUGUCCUUAAAGCAAGCGAUGCCGAUUCUAUUGUGGAUUCAUCACUUCGCUACCACAUCCAAGACAGCGCUAAUAUACGUGGAYUAUUUGUUGUUGAUUCUAAUAACGGGACUAUCUCUACUGCUAAGUCUCUAGAUCGUGAAGAUCGUAGCACGUACACUCUGGUUGUCUCAGUAAGYGAYGGUAAACACGUURCAAAUUCAUCUCUGAACAUCACAGUGUUGGAUGUCAACGAUAACGCUCCAAGGUUCCCAGUUAGACCGUACGCUACACAAAUCCCAGARAGUUCACCAGUCGGCUUUGCAGUCUUGAACGUGACGGCGACGGAUGCAGACGAUGGMCUGAACUCUGUUAUUGUUUACUCCAUUGUUUCCAAGCAACCUAUCAGCCACUUCUCCAUCGAUAAAAAGCUUGGUCUGAUAACUAUYCACAAAGCUGUAAAAUUCCAUCGAGGUAGCUCCAAUAUGUACAAUCURACGGUGAGAGCGCAAAAUGUUUACCCACCCUAUCUUAAAGGCGACACACAUGUUGAGAUUGAAGUGUUAGACACCAAUGACCACGCCCCAGUCUUUAAACAGGCCAACUACAGGUUCAUUGCAGUGGUGGAUUCAAGUAAYGGUGCUCGUAUCGGAAUCGUUCAUGCCGAAGACACUUACGAUUAUGGCCCGAAUGCCGAAAUUCGAUACGAAGUUUCGUCGGGUAAUGGAUCAACAAAAUUYCGAGUGGUUACCGAAAACGGCGAAGUAAGAGUAAAGGGUGACCUAACCGGCGAUGCUAACAAAGUUUAUUGUAUCAAAGUCAAAGCAAAAGACUUGGGAAGCCCAAGUAAGGAAGCUGCUGCACAAGUGUGUGUCGAUGUCACGCCUAAGAAUCUGUACAAGCCAAGGUUUUCUCUUUCUGUCUAUCGYAAGACUGCUUCCGAAGACUUACCUGUCGGAAGCGCUAUCGUCACAGUCGUCGCCAGCGAUGAUGAUAACGGCAAAAAUGGAGAAAUAUCGUACAGUGUUACGUCAGGGAACGAUCGAGGGUACUUCGGUAUUGGUGUUUCUAAUGGGUCUAUCUAUAUAGCAAAACACUUGGACUAUGAAUUCCAAACUAAGUAUGUCUUGAAUAUAGUGGCUACAGAUGGUGGUGUACCCUCCAAAAGAAGCUCUGUUCCUGCAGAAAUAACCUUGUUAGACGUCAAUGACAAUAAUCCUGUAUUUGAGCCUUCGUCSUAUUCCUGUAAAUUGGCAGAGAAUACGCCACCUCGAUCUAAAGUUAUUUGCRCAGUGCAUGCCACGGAUAAGGAUAAACUGGGUAAACAGGAUGUCAGGUACUAUAUUGCAAGUGGAAGCGACGCAGCAAAAUUCUCCAUUGAUCCAGUCACCGGAGAAAUMAAGGCCACUGCAGAGUUUGACUUCGAAAAGACGCCGAAGACAGUCCUCGUUGUAGGCGCCAAAGAUCUCGGUUUGCAACCACAAAGGUUUGCCGAUCCACGAGCUGAUGUUUUUAUUACCAUAACAGGUAAAAACGAGUUUGUUCCAGUAUUUACAAGUGAUACCUUCAAAGGAACAGUGGCUGAAAAUGCGCCSAUUGGUCACACMGUSUUGARAGUUUCAGCCACUGAUAARGAUGCAGGGGUCGAUGGGAUCGUGGUGUAUCAUCUCGUCGGGGCUGACAAUCACAAGGGUUUUGCUCUGAAUACAGAAACUGGAGUCUUAACUAUCUCAGGAAAUCUAGACAGCGAAGUACAUGGAAAUGUCACGCUGAAAGUCAUUGCUAAGAAUUUAUUCCAGACUGACGUGACGCCAAGCUCUAUUGGUCACGCAACUAUUAUCGUGGAAGUGACAGAUGCUAACGAUGCUCCAAGAUUCCUUCAGAGUGUUUAUACUGCUAGUACGAUCGAAGGAGCUAARAGUGGUACUUACGUGACAAACGUGACUGCUGUUGAUGACGACAAAGAGCGAUCCGCUAAGGGRAURCCYAUACGUUAUGGUAUAGGGGCAGGCAAUACACACCAAGCCUUCUCCAUCAAYCAGCGAACGGGCGUCAUUACAACUKCAGGAGCACUGGACCGAGAAUUGAUACCAGUCUACAACCUUAUAGUCACGGCCACGGACAAUGGUUCYCCUCCCAUGACUGGUAACGCAACGGUAACAGUAACGCUACGUGACGUUAAUGAUAACCCACCAACUCUUGUCGAUGCUGAUCGCGUUGCGUCGGUACUUGAAAACCAACCUAGUGGUACGACAGUCGUAACGUUACGAGCUACAGACAAAGACAUUGAUCCUCACAGAGGACCUUUUACGUUCCAGAUAUCGGGUACCAACUACGGCAAGUUUGAUUUGAAUAAAAAUACAGGAUUGYUACAAACAACCGCCAUACUAGACCGCGAAAAGCAAGCCAGUUACAAUCUGUCCAUUCGUGUGAUGGAUAAUGGCGGCUUGUCUGCCAUCUCGUACUGCCUCGUCACCGUCAAAGAUCAAAACGACAACAGGCCCAAGGCAACACCCCGUGCUGUCAUGGUGAACACAUACGAUAAACGUUUCCCCGGUGGUUCCGUGGCGGAUGUACGUCCCGASGAUGCCGAUGUUGAUGACGCUAUGGCCUGUCGCAUAAUUAAAUCUUCCUGUGACAUGUUUAGUUUCCCGCGAGGUGACUGCAUGCUGCGUUCUUUGGCCAAAACUGGAGACAGUUUGUGUAUGUUGAAGAUCAAUGGUUCUGAUGGUGUUGGUGCCGUGCGUUACAACGUGACGGUCACGUUCUGUGGUUACACUAGUGACACAGUGAAGAACAGUGUUGCGUUACGCCUACAGAAGACCACGCCCAGGGAAUUUCUAACUUCAUCUUACUAUAGUUUCACUCAGGCAGUYYUAAGGAUUCURCCGAAUGAAUUCUCAUCAAUCCAAAUUAUCAGCAUCAAAGGAUUUGAYCGGGGCUUCGUCGAUGUCCUUAUAGCGGCGCGAAAGYCUAAUACAUUCACAUACCUUGGAAAAGACAAGYUAUCAGAAUUGCUGAAGAUUAAAGAAAACCAAGUGGAGUCUGAAGGAAAAGUGGAUAUUKAUCGCGUGGACUACAGUCCUUGUAUCAACAGCAGUCCUUGUAAGAAUGGUGCUGAAUGUAGCAGUGAUAUAGGGGCCACAGGAAACACUUUUGUUGUUAAUACAGUACCUGUAGUCUUUGUGUCAGCKGAUUUUAACUGGAGAUAUUCAUGCAGGUGUAAACCCGGGUUCACAGGAAGUAAAUGUGAAGUGAAAAUAAACAACUGUGACACUAACCCUUGCACUAAUGGCGGAACGUGCCAAGAGGACGGGUCCUCUUUCAAAUGUACUUGUCCCAAUGGCUUCAACGGGAAACUGUGUCAAACUGACAUCGACGAAUGYGUCUCCAACCCUUGUAAACACUCGACAGGSUGCCAAAAUACAGCAGGCAGUUACACCUGUCAAUGUAAAGCAGGAUACUCAGGCAAAAACUGUGGAUACCAAAUCGACUACUGUCAGGGGUCCCCUUGUAUGUACAAUUCGACCUGCGUAGCCAAACCUACAUCGUUCAWGUGCACUUGUGAUUUUGGUGGGCGUGGUGACCGCUGUCAGUUUUCCAGUCUUGGUUUUGGUGUGGUGUCAUUUAUGAAGUUCAAGACAAUACGUAGCAGUAACCAAGAAUCUUACAACAACAUUACUUUAUCGUUUGCCACGUCUUUGUCAGACGGGUUGUUGUUAUAUAACAACGAUGGUACAGCUGAAGAAGAUGGAGAUUUUAUAGCGUUAGAAAUAGUACAAGGGAAGGUUAGAUUCUCGUAUAAUCUUGGAUACACCAARAAUGCUGCAGUAAUACUGGUCGACCGACGCGUUAAUGAUGGACAAUGGCACCACGUSACUGUCAUCAGAAAUAAAGUGAACGCCCAAGUUGUCGUUGAUUAUAACUUCAAAAGCAGUGGAUCAGUGGCUGGUCAAUUUACACAACUCGAGCUCAAAAGUUCACCACUUUACGUUGGUGGCGUGCAGGACUUCGACCAAGCAUUCAGUGAUAAGCGAAAACAUGUCCAAGUGUAUGACUUUGUUGGCUGUAUUCGCGAUUUCUUCAUCAAUGGCGAUCAGCUGUUGUAUAAAGACGCUAUUGGAUCAUCAGGUGCAUUAGAUCAUUGUCCUCAUAAUGACUUCUGUACCAACAACCCGUGUAAGAAYAAGGGMAAAUGUAAAGAUACUUGGUUUGGUUACUUCUGUGAAUGCGAUGAUGGCUACUCUGGAAGCAACUGUGAAAAAGCUCAACCAAGUGCAGUGCGAUUCAGUGCGUCCAGUUCGUUGGUUUUGCAGUUCAAAGAAAGCUAUCGACGUCAACAAAAGUUACUUGAGAGCAAAAAUGCGGCUGUACGAAAACGCCGCUCCGUCAGCUCGAGCGACGAGUCGUUUGGUAUCAGUUUCCGUACUCUAAAAGGAGGCCUGGUACUGUUAGCGCAGGAUGAUACUUCAGAUUACACAUUGAUUCAGGUAAACUCAAAAAGCGUACAUUACGAGUUCAAAUCAUCGAGUACCAAGGGCAACAUAACCAUCUACAGCUCCUCUUUCGUUGACGGGACAUGGCACAACGUAUCAUUACGACGUGUGGGGAAAACCGUAACUCUAACGGUAGACAACGAAGACAAACAGAAAACGUUUACGCAAGAUCCUCAUCGGUUUCUUGGUGCGGGAGUACGCACGUGGGCUCUAGGUGGCGUGUCACAACCUCCUCAAGGACUUGAAAUAACAAAUUUUAAUGGGUGUAUGGAACGACUGAAGAUCAACGGAGUCAACAUCCCCCUCAAUGGCGCUAAUGGAUACGUGACUUCGAAAUCACAAGGGGGGAGUGUCAUAGAAGGGUGUGGUGUCAAGAACGGCGCAUGUCAGUCAAACCCCUGCGUUGCUAACUCUGAGCAGCCCGCGUGUAUAGAGGAUUGGUACGGUUAUGAGUGUGUUAGUAACGCACCGUGUACACCUAACCCGUGUACUAACAAUGGCWCAUGUAUCCCUAGUAAAGAUGGCUCCUUCAAAUGUCUGUGUCACGCAAACUACUCGGGUGAAAUCUGUGGACUGUGUCACGGYGUUCCUUGCGUUACUUCAGGCAAACGUCAUCAAGAUAGCCCAUUCAGUAUUGGUAUCAUUGCAGGGUUAUUGUUCUUAUUGUUCGUCAUAGUUGGAAUAAUCGUUGGUAUAUUGGCUGUUAAACGGCAUCAAAAGCUUAAACGUGAAUCCGACUACGAUGCGAAACACUGCGAUGAGAUUUGUAUUCCUACCGCUGAUAUACAGGACGGUUCGCAUCGCGCAUCACCAUCGCACAGUAGCGACGAUAGCGGUGUCGUUAUACGAAAUCCCAGCCAAAAAUCCAACCCAGAUUUACGCAUCUCGCCAAACGACGACAACAAGGACAUUGUUAUCCACAAAAUGGGUCCCCCAGAGGACUACCAGCUCAAACUUCAUAAGUCAGACGAGAAGAUCGACCACGGUUUUUCAGAAUCGGACGUCGGYGAGUUUGUCAUCAARAAUGAUUACCCAAUGAAAAAUGGAAGUCGUGAGCGACUGGAUCACGUGAUUUAUCCACGUAGAGAUUUGGUACAGCACAGUACACCAAUUGAAAGAGAYCAACCUCGUAGCACCCCAAGACAGCGACCACGAGCACGAGAUAGACGACCACCCAAUUCAUUAGCACGGCAAGUCUUAGAUAAACGGCAUCACGGCCCUCCAAAAACCGAMCCUCGUAURCGUCCRCCGUACGGUGGUCGACACCACAAACGAAGAUCGCACUCUAUGGAUACAACGAGCAGUGACGAACAACACGACUUUUCCGACGGCGGCAUGAGGUCGGAUAUGGAUAACUCGGAAAUGCUUGAUUAUUACGAUAUUGACGUCGCGAGUAUUGGUGUCAGUGAGGCUAGUUACCAGUACGAACCAAGCAUGUUUAAGGACAGCAUGGCACGAAAAGACUUACCCGCAUUCUCCCAGUCUGAAAUAGAACGUAUUAGACAGCAAUCGUCACGAAAUCCUCCAUCCGGCAGCUUCCUAGAUGCCAUAUCGACGUCUAGCGACGAAGAUCCGAUCGUUAACGACAAGUUAUCGAGUCUUAUGGAGCAAGACGAUACAUCAAGCGAAAGCUCCGACGGUACGUUUACGUGUAGCGAGUUUGAAUUCGACGAGCGACCGACUACACGAGCCGAGGAAUUAGACUCACACGGGAGUAUGAUUUUCUCAAGGUUAGCUACAGUAGAACCGCACUCAGGGCGUCAACCAGGCUCUAGAACUGUUUCUAAUAGUACUGUUAACAUGAAUGAGGACGAUUUAGUGAUUGCUAAUAGACUUGCACAGAAACCACCUGUCAAUGGUAUUAGUGAAGACUUUGAUUGGGAUGAUGUUUUAAACUGGGGACUUCGAUAUAAUAAUUUACGUGGUGUYUACAAAGAUAUCGCGGAGCUUAAAGACGGYGUGCAAGACAAUGGAGAACAGUAUGUAUGACCAAAGCUAAAGAAUUAGAUGAAACACUUAGGACAUGAUUCAAACGAUGUCUCACUUCACAAAGUCAAGUACUACACAGUUCUAAUAUAAAGAAAUUCUACGUUUUGUAAAAUGAAAGCUGUCAUUUUAAUAGUAUUUUUACACAAGAUUGAUAAGUUAUUGCGUAUUUGUUUGUUUGCAUUUUUGUACAUAGGUUUUUAAUGUAAAACGACUAGGUUUUUUAACUAAAGAAAACAACGAAUCAAAAUUACUUYAUAUAUUAAUAUAUUAACAAUAUCAGAGUGAAAACACUAUUUCCAUGAAACAGUUUCAGACCGAGUGGUCCAAUUGAUUCAGUAUUCACCAAACUGUCGGACUGGCAAAUUUGAAAUGAGAAAUAGGGGAAAAACGACAACAACCUUUUAUGCCUUUCUUCGCUUUUCUCAACUGCCAACACGGACUAUCGCGUAUAGAUUACAAUUCCAAACAGAAUGCUGUAUUCGCGACAGUUCACAGUGUGAGGGAUACUACUAGUCCUUAUUCUAUGAUUAUGUGAAAGUUACUUUAAUGAUUAUUCAUUUUCUACUAAUCGUUUUAAAAGUGAGUUGUUUUAACGUAUUUUUUCUCUAGUCCGUCGUACGUUAUGUAUAUCCGUACGUUGUAGUUAGAUAAUACGUAGAGAAAGAAGCCAUGCAGUGCAUUUCAUUAUAGAUAUAUUUGUACAAAAGAUUUAAGAACAGCAAUAAAAGUUUUAUAUAAUAAU
This is a messenger RNA of Exaiptasia diaphana, 15879 nucleotides long. Its product is annotated as protocadherin Fat 4. Gene Ontology annotation, biological process: homophilic cell-cell adhesion. Gene Ontology annotation, molecular function: calcium ion binding. Gene Ontology annotation, cellular component: plasma membrane. NCBI's taxonomy places the organism in Eukaryota, Metazoa, Cnidaria, Anthozoa, Actiniaria, Aiptasiidae. The coding region runs from base 324 to 15137 and encodes 4937 amino acids. The record is from RefSeq and is a predicted model, not a curated record. The transcript has 9 exons.